GAGCUAACAUAAAGGCCGUGAAGGCAGCACCGCCGUCAGUCUUGUCGGAUACACGCAGCUUACAAACAUGACCGCUUCUGUUAUUGUCCGAAGGUUAGCGGCUCUGUCCGGGGCUUCGGCGGUGUCACUCGGGGCAUACGGGGCUCACGGUUUCAAAGAAAGUGACCCCGACGACUACCAGAGAGUGCUAUUUGAAACCGCCAACAAGUACCAUUUCUACCACAGCCUGGCCCUGCUGGGUGCUGCCCACUCUGGCAAACCCGCUGUGGCUGGUACCCUCCUGAUAGCAGGCAUGGGGAUGUUCUGUGGCUCUCUGUACCACCAGGCCCUUACAAAGGAUCCUGCUUUGCGCAAGAUUGCUCCCAUUGGGGGGGUAGCUAUGAUUGCUGGCUGGCUGGCCAUUUUUCUCUGAACAGAAACAGUUCACAUCUCCUCCACAGGGCAACUGUGUGUCACUGAACUGUCAGACUGGAGAGCUUGUGAGAGUUGGCUGAGAGGUUUAAAGUGCUGAGUUUAUGCCACCCAUCUGACUGCUCCCUGUCCUGGGUUGUGUGUGUCUGCAGGAGAUAAGGUCACAACAGGAUUAUCACUUUUCCAACAUUAGUGUCUGUCUGUGAACGGUGUCCUUUGACUAUUUGGUGUGAGUUAAAAUGGAUAAGUGAAUGAAAAUAGUGUGUCAUGCAUAUACAAUUAGUUGAUCUGACAUUUUCAAUGGCAUAUCAAUUUUACACUGGCCAAUAAAAACCUCAAUGCUAUUGUGAAUGUGAAUUAUACACUAGUAUAUAUUGUUUUUACUACAUUUUCCCAUACAGCAGUAAAUAAAGUGUAUAUUUCUGUACAUUUAUACAGAAUAGGUAUGUCCAAAAAAAACUAAAACUAAAAUGGAUAUGAAGGCUUUAAAAUGAAAUAAAAUCAGUACUUUUUCUAAGA
Molecule: messenger RNA, 930 nt
Organism: Larimichthys crocea (large yellow croaker)
Lineage: Eukaryota; Metazoa; Chordata; Actinopteri; Sciaenidae
Gene: tmem256
Product: transmembrane protein 256
Exons: 4
Coding region: 68-412 (114 amino acids)
Cellular component (GO): membrane
Source: RefSeq, a predicted model, not a curated record